Pristis pectinata (smalltooth sawfish) is the source of this 5310-nucleotide messenger RNA. Its product is annotated as polyunsaturated fatty acid 5-lipoxygenase-like. The record is from RefSeq and is a predicted model, not a curated record. The coding region runs from base 145 to 2154 and encodes 669 amino acids. Gene Ontology annotation, molecular function: arachidonate 12(S)-lipoxygenase activity; protein binding; arachidonate 15-lipoxygenase activity. Gene Ontology annotation, biological process: lipid oxidation; linoleic acid metabolic process. NCBI's taxonomy places the organism in Eukaryota, Metazoa, Chordata, Chondrichthyes, Rhinopristiformes, Pristidae. The transcript has 14 exons.
ACAGGAAUGCAGCUGUUAGUUCUACAAGGUGCUCUGGCCCUGCUUUGCAAAGUGUUUUAUCUGUAACAGGACCCAGAGUGCUGGCAUUAACUCCUUUGGAACUGCCCUAUCCACGGUCAGGAUCUACUUCUGUCGCCAGGAGAGAUGAUCACCUACAAGGUCACGGUGGCCACUGGGACUUCAUACUACUCAGCAACCAAUGACUACAUCUAUGUCACGCUGGUGGGAGAGAAAGGAUCGAGCAAGAGAACCAUCCUGGAUAAAUGGCUGUUCAAUGACCUGGAGAGAGGAAGUGUGCAAGAAUACGAGGUCGAAAGUGAGACGGACCUGGGCUGCAUCUGGUGGGUGCAGUUGGACAAGGAGAGGUUCCUGGUGGAGGACAACUGGUUCUGCAGCUAUGUGAUGGUGCGGACGCCUUCAGGAGAAAGCCUCGUCUUCCCCUGCUACAGGUGGCUGUGUCAUAAUGACAGCGUCUGCAUUCGGGAAGGACAAGCUAAGCGACCCUAUGAUGACUCCUUGCCUGCUUUUCAGUCACAUCGUCAGCGGGAGCUUGUGCAGAGGCAGAAGCUGUACAGAUGGAAGGUUUGGAAGCCUGGCAUGACCAGGUGCAUUGCCGCUGAAACAGAGGAGGAUCUCCAUCCGGACGUCAAGUUCGACAACGACAAGCGGACUGACUUUGAGAACUCCUUGAACUUGGCUUUAAGGGAACUCUUCCUGAAGGAGCUUGUGAACAUGUUUGGAACAUCCUGGUACAGUCUAGAGUGCUUUCAGAAGAUCUUCUGGAGAGUCAAGAGUCCCAUAGGAAUCUACGUGGUCAACCAUUGGAAGGAAGAUUGGUUCUUUGGGUACCAGUUCAAAAAUGGUUGCAACCCCUGCUUGAUUGAGAGGUGCAGGGAGAUCCCAAAGAAGUUCCCUGUGACGGAUGCGAUGGUCAACCAGUUCCUCGGGGGAUCCACACUGGAAAAGGAAAUGAAGAAGGGAAACAUUUACAUCGUGGAUUACAAGAUCUUGGAUGGAACUAUCGGCAACGUGAUCGAGGGGAAGCAGCAAUACGUGGCAGCCCCCAUCUGCCUGUUGUUCCAGGACCCCCAGAACAGGCUGAUGCCUCUUGCCAUUCAGCUCGGACAGCUCCCAGGCCCCAACAAUCCCAUCUUCCUGCCCUCGGAUCCGGAGAAUCUCUGGCUGCUGGUCAAGAUCUGGGUGCGGAGUUCCGAUUUCCAGCUGCAUCAGGUCGGCUUCCACCUGUGUGGGACGCACCUCCUCGGGGAGGUGUUCUGUGUCGCCACACUGAGGCAGCUUCCCGCCGUGCACCCCGUCUUCAAGCUUCUGACUCCACAUACGAGGUACACACUGGAGAUCAACACACGGGCUAGAAACGAACUCCUGGGCAAGAAUGGUGUUAUUUCCAGAUUGCUGGCAACGGGUGGGCCUGGCCUGGAUGCAUUUACCCUGAAGACCUGUAAGUCGUUCACCUACAGGUCCAUGUGUCUCCCUGAUAACCUGCAGGACCGUGGGGUCCUGGAGUUGAAGGAAUACUUCUACCGCGAUGAUGGACUCCAAAUCUGGGGUGCAAUCAGCAAGUACGUUAAGAACAUCAUGGGGCUCUACUACAAGAGUGACCGCGACGUGCUUGAAGACGUGGAGUUGCAGGCUUGGAUGAAGGACGUGGUCCAAGAGGGGUUCACAGAGCUUCCUGGAACUGGAUUCCCGGAGAGCUUUCAGUCCAGGGAAGAGCUCUUCAAAUUCCUCACCACGGUGAUCUUCACCUGCUCUGCCCAGCACGCUGCAGUCAACAAUGGGCAGUAUGAUUGGAGUUGUUGGGUGCCAAACUCGCCAUGCACCAUGAGGGAGCCUCCACCCACCUCCAAGGGACACCGCUCGAUAGAUCAGCUCAUGGAUACCCUGCCUGAUAUGAGCCAGUCCGCUCUACAGAUGGCAAUCACGUGGCAGCUGGGUCGACCUUUACCCAACAAGAUCCUGCUGGGCAGUUUCGAGGAGGAGUACUUCACCGAGCCAGAUGCCAAAAAGGUCAUGGUGGAAUUCCAGGAGGACCUGAAGGAGAUCGAGCGACGGAUCGAGGACCGAAACCAGGGCUUGGACCUCAAAUACCAGUAUCUGCAGCCCAGAAAUAUCGAGAGCAGCAUCAGCAUCUGAGUCCUGCUCUCCCCACACCCCAACCACUCUCCACUGGGACCCCCAAUCAUAGCGGGGAAGAGAAGAGUAUCCCUUCACCUCCUAGGCUCUGUUACAAAUAGAGGUAAGGCUAGGGAUUGGGGUUGGUGUUAGGGUUAGGUGAUUAGGGGUUGGGUUAGAGGUUAGGAUUAGGGGUUGGGGUGGAGGUCACAGAGUUAGCAGUUAGGGUUAGAUGUUGGGUUUAGUGUUUGGGGUUAGGAAUUAAGGUUCUGAGUUACAGGUGGAGGUUAUGAUUACAGUCGGCGGUUUUUGUUAUGGAUGUGGGGUUGGAGUUUGGGUUUAGGGUUGGGGUUAAGGUUUGGAGUUUGGGUUUCGGGUUGGGGUUAGAGGUAGGAGUUUGGGUUUAGGAUUUGUGUGACAGGGUAAGAUUUUGGGUUUAGAGUUGGACUUAGGGGUUGGAGUUUUGGUUUAGGGUUGGGGCUAGGGGUUGGAGAUUGCUUUUAGGGUUGUGGUUAGGGUUAGGAGUUUGGGUUUAGGUUUGAGGUUAGGGGUUGGAGACUGGAUUUAGGGUUGGGGUUGGGGAUUGGAGUUUGGGUUUAGGGUUGGGGAUAUAGGUACGAGUUUGGGCUUAGGGUUGAUGAGAGGGGUAUGAGUUUGGGUUUAGAGUUGAUUUAGGUGUUGGAAUUUUGGUUUAUGGUUGGGGUUAGGGAUUGGAUUUUGGGUGUAGGUUUAGGGUUUGGUAUUGGAGUUCGGGUUUUGCGUUGGGGUUAUGGGUCCGAGUUUGGUUUUUGGGUUGGGGUUAUGGGUACAAGUUUGGGUUUAGUGUUGGGGUUAGGGGUUGGAGAUUGGGUUUAGGGUUGGGGUUGGGGUAGGAGUUUGGCUUUAGGGUUGGUGUGUAUGGGUACGAGUUUGGGUUUGGAGUUGGUGUUGGGGAUAGGAGAUUUGGUUUAGGGUUGGGGUUCAGGAUAGGAGUUUGGGUUUAGGGUUGGAGGUAGGGGUAAGAGUAUGGGUUUAGACUGGGAAUUAAGGGUUGGAGUUUUGGUUUUGGGUUGGGGUUAGGGUUGGAGAUUGGUUUAGGAUUUGGGUUUGGGAUUGGAGUUUGGGUUGAACCUUGGGGUUCGGGGUUGGAGUUUGGGUUUAGGGUUGGGGUUAGGGAUUAGUGUUUGGGUUUAGUGAUGGUGUUAUGGGUAUGAGUUUGGGUUAAUUGUUGGGGUUAGGGUUGGGGUUAGGGUUUAGAGAUUGGGUUUAGGGUUGGGGUUCGGGAUUGGAGUUUGGUUUUUAGGGUUGGGGUUAGUGUUUGGUGAUUGUGUUUUGGGUUGGAGUUAGUGAUUGGAGUUUGGGUUUAGCAUUGGGGUUAGUGGUUGGGGUUUGGGUUUGGGUUUGGGGUUCGGGGUUGAGUUAGAACAUCAAACACCACAACACACGAACAGGCCCUUUGGCCCACAAUGUCUGUGCCGUCCAUGACGCCAAUCCAAACUCAUCCCAUCUCCCUGCACAUGCUCUGUGUCCCUCCAUUCCCUGCCCGUCUGAAUGCCUCUUCAUCGUUGUUAUCGUAUCUGUUUCCACUACUCCCCUGGCAGUGCCUGCCAGGAACUACUGCUCGGGGUCGCAAAAGAUAAAUCUUGCCUCGCUAAUCUCCUGUAAACCUUUGCCUUCUCAUCUUCAAACUGUGCCUUUGGUACUUCCACCCUGGGCACAAUAAAGACUCUUACUACUUUCCUUCUCUAUGCCUCUCAUAAUUUUGUGUACUUCCAUCAAUUUGGUCCUCAUCCUCCAACAUUCAGAGAAAACAACCCAAGUUUGUCCAACCUCUCCUUAUCACUGAUACUCUCUGAUCCAGAAAAUUUCCUCUUCUGCACCCUUACUGAAGCCUCCAGGUGCGGCCGAACUAAAGUUUUAUACAGCUGCAACGUAGCCUCCUGACUCUUAUCUCAACAUCCCAACUCACAGAGGGAAGUCGGCCUAAUGGAGUUUAGGGUUCGGAGUUAGGUAUUAUAGUUAGGAGUUGUUGAGCUGGGAUCUGGCUAACCUUCGAGAAACGUGCAUUAGGGUUAGGUGUAGGGUCACCCUCCCAAGUCUACGCAGGGAGCUUGAGGGUAAUGGAAGGCUCGACACCAGACAUGCACGAUGGCAAUGUUGGUUGGGGAGGGUUGGGUUUUGGUACCUUGGGUUAUUUAGAGUUUCAUCACCACGACUCAACCCAGAACAUGGGACUCCAGACAUCUUCUCCCUCUUUCUUGACCACCUCCACUCACCACCAGUGGACCUGACCCAUCCUCACAUAGGACUAAUAAGGGGAGGGGAGAGGAGAUGAGGAAAAAGCAGGUAGCUCACGAGCCUUCUCCCAGACACUGAAGGAUUUCUGGACUUCUGCCUCUCAAGACAUAGAAGUAGGAGGAGACCAUUCGGCCCCCUCAUACCUGCUUUCUCAUCCAUGGCUGGAGUAUUUAUGGAUAUAUUUGACCUCUUGCUUCUGCGGCCUGAGGUUCCCACCUGCUUCAAUAAGGCAUCCAUUCUCCCAGUGCCCAAGAAGAGCGAGGUGACCUGCCUCAAUGACUACAGUGUCACCUUCCCUCACUGACCCCAUAACCAUUGAUUCUCUGAGUCAUACAGAGAUACAGCACUGAAACAGGCCCUUCGGCCCACCGAAUCUGUGCUGACCACCAUGCACCUAUUUUUACACUAAUCCCACCCUAAACUAUUUUAUUCUAGCCACAUUCCUCCAGAUUCUACCACAGGGGCCAAUUUCAAGUUGUCAACACACCUGCACAUUUUUAAGAUGUGGGAGCAAACCGGAGCACCCAGCAUAAACCCACACGGUCACAGGGAGAACGUGCAAACUCCGCACACAGACAGCGCCAGAGGUCAGGAUCGAACCCAGGCCCCUGAAAGCAUAAGGCAGCAGCUCUACCAGUCGUGCCGCUGUGACAUCAAAUUUCUGAAAGCUCUUUAAGCUUCUCCCCAGUGAUAAGAUAAUCGAUCCCUUGCAUUUAUAAAAUGAGUUGUAUCAUGUGAGCAGAUCCCUCAAGAAUCAUUUUAUUCACAUUACUGUAGAUCUUUGUAACUUUGCAAUGUCUCUGCUAUUGAUUGAAGAAUGCAAAUUAUUGUGGUUUUUUAAAAAAUUCAUUUUAUAUAGUUUCACCACUAUUGAUAUCCAAUAAAACACAAUUUUCCAUC